GGAUGCAAGUGUGCAAGUCUUGGCAGACUCUUGCGCCUGCGAGAAGAAGAGGGAGACGCGCAUGCGCCCUGCGCAGCAUUAGAGCAGACGUGUGAACGUGAAAAUCCGUAGGUUUUGAUACAUACGGUUUCGUUAGUUGUGUUAUGUGAAGUGUGGCAUGGGCACGUGUGGCGGUGCGGGAUGCGACGACGCACGUCCUACUACGCCAGUGCGGAUCCGGCUGUUCGUCAGCGUUGUGUUGUGAAUGGGCUUCGUGUGCGGUGACAAGAAGUGGAAUUGGUACUGCUGCGGCUACUGGUGGUUGGGCAGACGAAAUUCCUAGGCCUAACGAUAUUCAGCGAUUCAUCGAAAGAUGCACAGUGGUACUGCCGACAGACUCCGGAUAGGCAACGAAGUGAGGGAACUGAAACUCGGCCGCAGUUUCUCAAGCAGCUCCGGCUCGGCAUUCCAUUCCAUUAGGUACGACUUCAAGCCGGCGUCUGUAGAUACGUCCAAGUCUGCCAACGUCGAAGUGGGGGAGAAGAACCAAAUCACUGUGACUGUGCCGCACAUCGAGAACCCUCUGUCCCAGGGCUCCGGCACGGCGCACACGGUGUUCAAGGGCUCGCAGCGGCCGUACCAGCGGGAGUGUGUCCUGGUCGUCGACAACGUCACCGGCGAGGUGACGCUCGAGAGGCUCAGCUGUAACAUCCAGCUCAAGAAGACCAGAGCCGAAGGAAGCAGCAAAAUCCAGCCACGGCCCAUCACCCCCAUCGACAGUGGCAGCAGUGGUGGUGGAGGAUCGCGCAAGCAUUCUCCAUCGCAGAAGCUCUCCCCUCCUCAGCCACAGACGAAUGGCAAGCACAGCUGGUCCUCGAGCUCCCCCAAUGGGCCCCAGCAGUCACAGUCACAGUUGCAGCAGCGCACUAGCCAACAGCCAAGGAUCUCUCCAAGCCAGCCGCAAGUGCAGCGUAGUAGCCCCCCUGGCAGCCAGAGCAGCCCCUCCAUGCCAACCCUGUUGACACCUAGGGAGGGAGGCGGCUCCUCAAGCCGGGCUCCCUCAGCCAGCAGGGACAGCAUGCCGCUGCUGACCACUGAGACUCUUCAUGACGGCCAAGAAGAAGUUCCUGACGUGGGCGUGUUGUCGGACUCUAGUGAUUCGAGCAACUCUACUAGCAAGAGCUCUGCCAGCUCGGACUCCAGUGACUCUGAACAUGAAGAUGCUCCACCAACACCACAGAAAAACUCUUCCUCUCAGCCUUCACACUCUUCCAGGGGUCACCAUGCCGCAGUAAAUGGAACAAAUGGCCAGCACUCCAAUAAUGCUUCCUUAAGCAUGCCCAGGUUUAGCCAACUGAGUGAAGAUCUGCACUUAAGUGAAUCUGGCAGCGACAGCGACGACUAAGCACUCACAGCCAACAGCAGGUCACGUAGCUCCAAGCAACAUUAGCAUGAUUAAAUAAAUGGGAGGGCUUGUCUCCUCGUCACCUUGAGGACAAAGAGGCACAGUCUCGAGGAGGUGAAAAGACUUCAGCACACAGCCAUGGCACUUCUCCCUGUUUUCUCUCACUCAGACAAAGCAGAGUGGGUACAACGAGAGAGACUAGCAGAUUUUUUUUUUUUCCUUUCCUAUGCGUGGCACUGGGGAAGCCAGCAAGGCAAGCUCUGUGAAUGUGGAGCAGUGACUUCAUCUUGUUCAGUUUCUGUGCUGUCUCUGUGUGCUUGGCCAGUGCAGUGUGUUUCUCGUGUUUUUUUUUUUAUGGUGUGUCUUCCACCAUUGUUCAUAGAAUGUGUGAGCGCAUUACUUGUGCAUUAUUACCGAUGCUUUUUACAGCAUCCUCUUUUUGCGCACUUCUGUUGUGUUUUUUUCUCUUCAGUAAUGUUAAUUGCGCAAGAAAGAGCGGUGGGUGAAAAUGACUGCUGAUUCUAUUGGUGAUUCACGUGCAUGCCAACGGCACAUAAUUAUUGUGCUUUUUUGUUAUGAUUUGAUUACUACAAAAGCCUCUAUAUAAAUAAAGGAAAGAGUUUGUGGGACUACAGAAUUUGUCAUAGACCAUUUACUUAAGCUUCAAGUGUUGUCACUGUUGUUUUCAUUUGCUCAUUAGAAGAGAGACAAACGACUGAUGGUCAGGGCCAUGGCUGCGUGACUCUUCUACGCUAGUUCUUAUUGUUCGCCCUUCGGCAUCAAUUUAGGUGACCCCAGGCACUGCCAUUAUCACUGGUAUUGGUCAUUUGAGGGCAUUGACGGUGGGAAAAUAAUGAAAUCGAAUGAAAUGAAUUUCAUGUUUUGGCUUAUGAUGUGCACACCUCCGUCGUUAUGACUGAGAUUGCGACAAAUAGACACAUUAGUUUGCUCAUUAGCACAUAACUGCUUUGUGCAGGGUAAUGCAUUUCGCUCACAAUAUAAAAGCAUGCUUGGAUUGUGUGCAGAAUGAACUUGCGUGAUUAGCUUGAUAAGUGAUAAUGUAGUCCUACGUCCUAUUUAGGACAGGCUGCACAGCAGCCGGAAGCAAUCUGUACUGCAUAAUGCUCUUAUGGUAGUGCUUGCCUGCCAGGAGCCCUAUACUUAUUGCGCAAGGUGGUGGAGACAAUAGCAGGAUUGUAACAUUCUCCCCUAUAGUGUUUCCUACCUAGAGGGAAAUCUGGUGCCACCGUAUAUGCAAGUUUCUCAAAAGUGGGCUGAGACACCAUGGGAAUGCCACUCUAUUUAAUGUUCAGUUUUCCUUGUACAUCACUUAACCUGAAACAUAGUCAUAGUUGCCUAAACCAAAAUCUUUUUAAAAUAAAUGUCUAGGUUCUCUCAUUGUAAAUCUUCCGUUAAUGUUUACUUACCUACUGACCUUAAUCAACUGUUUGGACAACGAGGCUGGAGUAUACCAGGUUCGAUUAGAAUGUAUUUGGUGGAAAAAUGGGUGGUUGCAAUAUCGAAAUAUCAAUCAAUAGUCUCAAACAUGGCUGUUUGCAUGGCCAGGCUGAGUCCACGGUGGCGGUGAGCGAUCACUCAUCAUUAAUCAGCCGUCACACAAUUUCUUGCCCUGCAUUGAAAUGUCAAGCUGAAACGAAAAUUUCACUGGGAAUCUCUAGUGAACUGCUGGUACUGCCUGAGGAGAUACAACAUUCCAUUGAAGUGCAGCUGUGCCUCCACUUUUGAAAACCACACAGUGCAGACGGUAGAGCUGCAGCUGUAAGUGCAGUGGGUUGUCAAACUCAAGACAGUGCCAUUCUUCUUCCAUCUGGUCCGUGACCGUAGACCGCAUUUGUUGGCCAGAAAUGCAAAGCCAAUCCUUGCUGGUGUGCGUAUUCGGAUGUCCCCGGUCACUGAAUAGGUAUGGCUGAGGAGCGAGGAACUGGCAAACCUUUUGUGUGAACCAGCCUGGUCUUGGUCAUGUUUGUGCCACCCGAGGAAUCUGAUAAUAUGGUGACUGCUCAAUUCGUUGCCAAGCAGGUUCUAACCACUAGCCUAGCAUGCUUUUGCUUAAUAAUACCUACAGUUGCUGUGGCACCACAUCGACAUAAUAGGGAGAAAAAAGCGCAUUUCGUGCAGUUAUUAGUGGAGACUAAACCAUUGAUUGCCACUUGCAUAUUCUAAAGAUCUUGAAAAGAUGUUCAUCCAAAGCACUCGCUUAUCAGCACUCUCGUGUACUACAGCAAUGCAGCACUUUUUUUUUUUUUUUAACAGUGGGAUUGUAAGAAGCUCUGUGGUCCCUAACACAAGCCACAAAAGUCUUAGUUCAACAAUUGUAUCUUUGAAGUAUCAUUGCAAGGAAUACAGUCAUUUAGACGCGCUUCAGUAAACAUACCACCAUGCGGCCCUGUGUCAAGCUCUUGCUUUUGUUUCUGCCAGUGUGCCACUGUUAGUGUUGAAGUUUGCGUUUAGACCGUAAACCAAUGUGCGUCGAGUUCAUACUAAUGAAUAUUGCUUUGCGCAUUACAUUACCUUAUGAAACAAUGACCUAUCAUGGCUUGUCACUGUGAACUAGAUUUUUUUUUUUUUUUACAACUGCUGUGCCAUCUAUGAGACGCUGCUCUGCAACCAUGUGGAGUGUCAGUAAAGAACAGACUUGUAGUACUAUUACUGACAAAAUUUAUAGCAAAGCUUACACAUGGUUCUUCAUUAUCAAAUUUUGCUCUUCCGGGUUUUUUCUUUUUUCUCAUCGCACAAUAAUGUUAAUUUUUUAUUUAGCUAAAGGGUAAAUGGAAGAGCAAAUCGUAAUAGUUAUUGCACUUUGUUUUUCUUUUAAUUUAAGGAUUAGUAUCAUCGGCAGAUGCAUCUUGCAACACUAUGCAAACAGGCUGGUGAGAACAUAACCAUUUCAGUCAUGCUUUAUAAAGGAGGCACAAAGUGAGUUAACAUUAGUCAGGGGUAGUAGCGACUGUGAAACAUCUAUGCUGCAGGCGCCACAACAGAUCAGAUGCACAUUUUUUGUAACCCUGCUAUGCGUGCGUAGAAUACUUUAGGAUUUGUGUUUUUGUUUUUUAUCCUGAAUUGUUGCAGAACUCUGUAGAUAUACCUCACUGUACUAGGGCUACCAAGUGUCCAUCUUGUUUCGUGCAAGCAUUUGUCAAAAAGCAAAAAAGCAUGGUCUUGAAUUUCAGCUCACUGAAUGCAUUAUAAUGGUUGUAAAAGUUGAAAUUCACUAUUGAAUACUUGCCAUGCCUAUCAGUGGUGCACCGUCACAACCACGUGACAAUAUUAUUUGCUUGCCUUCUCUCUUGUCUUGUUCACAUUAGACAUGUCUUAGCAUGAGCUAUUCUUCAGGAAGUGUCCCAACUUUUUUCUGAGUGUCAUCAGACAUGUAGCAAUAGGCUAUAAUACCCCUUUCACACGGCCACCACCGAACUCCGUUUAUCUCCGUUCUGCAUUGAACUGCUUAAUGGAGCUUAACCAGAAUGGAGUUGUGGCCGUGCUACACGGCUCGGUGCAAGCUUUCGACGGUUGCCCCAUGGGGCAGAAACAGCACUGCUGCGCUCAUCGAAACGUCCAAUUUUUUGCCUGUGUAGUCGCCUUUAAAGCAACAAAAACGUGUUUUUGUGUGUUGAUGAAGUGCUCGGAAUCAUCAUUGUUGUCACAGUGCUUGUGCAUGCGCCUCACACGUGCAGAAACAGAUACGGCGCAACGCUUCACAGUGGCGGCUUGGUGAGGCGUUGGUGUGGAGAGUACAAGCGCUGAUGUCCGAAAAAAUACAACUAAAACUUACACUACGGGGCGUGAAAUGCUACGCAAAAAAAAGAGCAAAAUUAUAAUUGAGCUCAUUAGGACGAUUUUGCUAGUGCGGUUUUCAGCGUAGCAGUGGCUGGCUGGGAACGAGAGUGCUCCAUCGAGCCGAAAUGGUCAUUACCAAACUCCCUCCACCAAAAGCUCCAUUUAACUUCUUCAGUGAAAUGGUGACCAUGUGACAUGAACCCCAUCUCCCUCGAGGAAAAGAAGAGGGAGUUAAACGGAGUUCACAGGUGCCCGUGUGACAGGGGUGUAAGCCUAGUGAAGGAGAGAAUAUGAGGAUAAUUGUGUAGCAUGACAUUUUAGGUAACGUGAGGAAGUAUGCAGGUUCUUGCACAUAUUAAUGAACUUCAUUUUUAGAUCAGCUAGGCUAAAGUAAUUUUUUGUUUUCUUUCAUCCAUAUGACCUACAAACAGCAAUUCCCCUCUUUACAGGUCAGACAUGUAUAGCUGCCUAAUGUGACACUUCUGGGUUCGUUGCAUCUGUUUGGCUUGCACACAGCUGCUUGAUUUUUCCAUAUCUCUCAAAAGGAGGUAAAGGAAAUGUGCCUUGUGCAUUCAUUCAGGUCACGAACACAAUACUUAAUCAAGUAGCAGAUUUUUUCACUUGCUGCAUAAGCUGAACAGUGUCUACAAGUCUGAAUUAUUAUAAAAGUUUAGGAACGGUUACUUCAGCAACCUCAUAUAUGUUACUUUUCUGUGUGUGGAUGUUUCACACUUGAUGCUGUAUUUGACAGUGCUUGCCUCAGUCACCAGUAGUUAACUAAAUGAACAACGAUAGUGUGUAGCUUAGGUAAAGGCUUGUGGAAACUUGCUGGAGUGUAGCAUGAAGCAGCAAGUUUCCCACCAUUUUUUUCAAGCACAUAGAAGCAACUCUCUCACUGCAUAUUAAAGCAGAAGUGCACAUGUUCCUAAGAGCCUUGAGCACUGGAAAGCGAUUUGAUGAACUUGUAAAACUUGCACUUGUCACAAUUUACGAAGGAUUUAGCAGCGCGACAUGCAUCGUGGGAAAAUCCCAACCAAGCAAAGUGCCUUUAUUAUUCAAGUGUAGUAUGACAUAAUGAAACUAAAAUGAGAAAACAUGGUAUGCAUUCCUAGCCAGUGCCAUGGAAGGGUCUUGUUUAAAACAGGCACAAACUUUGUUGAUGUAAAGACGACCACUGUCACACCGUCGUCUAAUCGCACGUCAAAUGCACAUAAUGUUACUCGCACAUAUUUGAUCGGUGGCACAGCGGUUGUCGGUGCUUGCUAUGGCUGCAUGUGUAUGUAAUUAGCACAACGUUUGGAUGGCAGUGCCUCGUUUGGCACCCUGUCGGCAUUCCAUUCUGCUGCUUUCAGAAUGUAAUCACAGGGUCCCUUUAGUGCAAAGGAAUCCCGAGGUGGUACCUCUUACAACCUAGUCUUCCUUGAUGAAGACGUAUGAAGGGCAACAUUGAAGGUUUAGAUGAUAGUGCAGGGGAUCUGCACUGGUUCUUUCCUGUUUAAUAUUACAUGCAUUUGUGCCUGUUCCAUGAAAGCUGUGUUCUGUGUCGUCUAGUGUGAUACGACAAGCUUCCAUUGCUGUAGCUACAAAAGUAGACGUAUGUGUCUUUGUCGUGAGCUGACAUAUCUCUUGUCAAGUGUUAUUGGCAGUUCCAUGAAUGAGGAAGCAAUGACACCCUCCCCUCCCUAACUUCUCAGUACAGUCUUGUACAAUGUGUGUAAGGGAAUCGUGGCCUUACGAAACCUUCCUGUGUCUAGUUUGUUCCACAACUUUUUUUUUUCUUUGUAGCAUCUGCCAACUUUAUACCACUACUUCCGUUUUGUUAAAUUUUGUUAGAAGCUAUGUACAAACAUGCAUUUACCGCAGCUGUUUGUCUAUUAAGGCACACACAUUUGUUGCAGUAUGGGGAAAGUGCUACCCUCAGCCUGCCUUGCGUUUUACAUGUGUUGUGUAUGUAAAGUUCAUUCCCAAGUAUCUACGAAGGGUGUUUUGUAACAGGCAAUGUCUUGAAAUCUUGAAGACAAGGGUUGCUUGUGCUUGAGUUGGCACAUAAAGCCCGACUGAUGUUGGUGCAGAUCGUUUCAAGAUUGUAGUUUAUAGGCCAUGACAAGGUGUUUUAAGUGUAGCGCAUUUGGAUGCUUAUCAUUGUAGCACUGCUUUUUUUUUGUGCACGGUGUUAUUAGAGAAUACAGAUUGUGUGCUGCUGGCGGUUUGGAUUCUUAUUUUUUCUUUGUUUGCUGUCAAGCUGAGAAUACCCAAGUUGUCUGUCAUACACACCUGGUCAUUUGUUGUUGAUUUUUGUCGGAGGUGUGUGAGUGUGUGCCAAGGCUUGUGGAAAUCGGAAAGAGGAGUGGGUUGUGUGAGGAAGGGGAACUCGCUUGUAGUCUCAAAUAUUGUGAACUGCCGUAAAAAUUUGCUCAAAGCAGCAUUCCUGGGAAUGUUGUGUUUGUUUAGCAGCCCAUGAGCGGAAGAACAAUGCUAACUUGCCACAUAACAUGAGCUACACUGACGAAGGUACGCAAAAAGAAGUGAAAGAGCUAAGGUAUGGUAACGUAUAAUGGAGAGGUUUCAUCUGGGGUCGCGAUAGGGGAAUGCAGAUGGUAAUGGUUCUAGGGCCAUCUGUUGUCCUUGUACUGUAGAACAGUGCAUUUAUAGUUUUCUGAGCCAGCAUUUUCAUCUACAAGCCCUGACACUAGGGGAUGCGGGCCUGUUGGGUGGCUACCAUACAUAUCCCCUUGGCACUGCUUGAGUUGUCUUGCAAAAGCAGCAAUUCUGAUCACGCAGAAGCACACAGGAAACUUUGUGUACCUCAGGAAGUUUGUAGAUGUGAAUGGCGUUUCUUAUGAACGCUAUUUAACCUUCGCGUUCUGGUUUUUACUGCAUAGUGGGAGGCAUCGUUUCUUGCCAUUCUUGGAGUAUUUAGCACAAAACGUUAAGGAACAUUACCUCAUGUGCAUUUAGCCACUGUUCUUCCCCCAUGGACAAAUGCGUGCAUGUGUCCAAGGACUGUGCCGUGUUGUUUCUUUCUUUUUUUUUCUUACAUUCCUGCACAAGCCUGUGCCCCAAGAUUCUGCCUCCAGUAGAAUUUUGUGUCCAUGCAUUACCAGCUGUGAUGACUUAGCCUCGUCUGUGCAACGAGAUUAUGAGGUUCACCAUGAAACAAGAGGGAAAACUGGAAAAAAAAAAGUGUGAAAGGACUGACUGCAGGCAGCAUGCGUUUUUGUCUUGUAUUGCACCUGUGAAAAAACUUACCAGAUGCGCCUCGUUUAAGAGUUGAGAUGUUGGCUUUCCAGAACUAGUCAUGUGGUUUAGAGUGGAGAGAGAGCAGCGGAGUUGGCAUUUGCAAACAAGAUUUUUUUUUUUUAAUCAUUAUUUUGCCUUUGAUCCCCACCCCACCUUAACAUUAUUUUGGUCUUGGUCUAUAUUGUGACAAUGUCUGCUUGGAGUGUGUUGAUUGUUGGCAGAAAAAAAAGGGAAAAAAAAUGAAACUGUGGACAAUGUUGCUAGUGCAGCUGUAACUGUUAGUGACCACUGUUGCAGCUGACAAUGCUGUUUUUUUUUUUCUUCUUUCUCUCCUUCCUACUGUCAGUGAAAAUAUGAGCAUUGCAUUCCUUGUGCCACUGUUGAUGCAAAUGCACAUAUGUUACACGUACUUGAUAAUGUUUGUCCGAGAAGCAGGGUGGUGAUAACAAUGAUACUCUUACCUCUUACAUAAAAAAAAUUGCAAUGUACUUGUUUCGUAAACGCAAGCUGCAGCGUUGAAAAUGUUCUUCUUUUCAUUUCUUUUUAUUAGUCAACACACUGGAAGUAAACCUCAAGCGUCCCAAGCUUUGUAUCUGACUCUGAUGACCUAUGCAUUUGGCUUGGUUUCUUGAGUGGCUACAAAGUAGAUAAGAUGUUUUAUUAUAUAAUUAUUAUUAUUAUUAUUAAAUAUACAAGUUUAAACUGC
This is a messenger RNA of Rhipicephalus sanguineus (brown dog tick), 9128 nucleotides long. RefSeq names its product ELL-associated factor 1. The record is from RefSeq and is a predicted model, not a curated record. Gene Ontology annotation, biological process: positive regulation of DNA-templated transcription; regulation of transcription elongation by RNA polymerase II. The coding region runs from base 353 to 1384 and encodes 343 amino acids. Lineage: Eukaryota; Metazoa; Arthropoda; Arachnida; Ixodida; Ixodidae. Gene Ontology annotation, cellular component: super elongation complex. Gene Ontology annotation, molecular function: transcription elongation factor activity. The transcript has 7 exons.